This is a messenger RNA of Macadamia integrifolia, 2338 nucleotides long. RefSeq names its product high mobility group B protein 15-like. The coding region runs from base 577 to 1977 and encodes 466 amino acids. Lineage: Eukaryota; Viridiplantae; Streptophyta; Magnoliopsida; Proteales; Proteaceae. The record is from RefSeq and is a predicted model, not a curated record. Gene Ontology annotation, molecular function: DNA binding. The transcript has 7 exons.
CUUCUUAUGUAAUUCAUUUCAUGUUCAUUUCAUAUACUAAUAACGUAUAUUAAAAAACCAUGGAAUAUACAAGAAAAAAAAAAAAACUUUUUUCUGUUGGGUUUUGGUUUUCAUCAAAGAGGCAGGACAUUUUGAUUUGAAAUGUCAAGUCUGUGGUAAUGGUGGGGGUUUGAUUUCUCCAUAACUGUCAUCAUCCUGAGUGUGUUUCUAGUACUAGUGGGUUAUGGGUUGAAUAUAUAAAUACAAGUUCUUGUCAUGUCAGUGAUGAGCAGAGUUUAGUAAUGGCAUUGUGGAGUCAUCUCGGCAGGGUUCUUAUUCAUUAAUCUUUUAUUCAGUGUCUUAAUGGUCUAACGAAUCAUAGGCAUUCUCUUCUUCCGUCUCCCUGGUCUGGCCUAUGUUUUCUGAUCUCUCUUUCAAGGCUUUGAAGAAGGGUUUUGCAGGGAGUAGUCUUUAGGGUCGAUUCAUGGCUGCUGUGCCAGCUUUGUUGUACGAUGGAGAUUUUUCGGGCUCUGUGUCUCUAUCUGUAACAAGUCUGAGAACCCAUAACAGUUUUGCCAAGAACAGUGCAAGGGAGACAUGGUUGAGAGGGGAAGAGGAACGGACGAACAGAGUCCGAGUUGUAGGAGAGAUUUGGCAAUAGUGUCAUCUUCUUCUUCUGCAUGUUAUGCAAGCCCAUUACCCGUUAAAGAGGCACCGUCAAACUUCCGUCCGUAUCCUUCACCCCUUGCGAAGUACCAGGAUGUUAUAGCAGACCGAAAGCUUUUCAUGGAUUCCUUGGAGAAUCUCCAUAGUACCAUGGGAACCAAGUUUAUGAUCCCCACAAUAGGUGGCAAAGAACUAGACUUACAUCGGCUCUUUGUAGAGGUUACUUCCCGAGGUGGUCUCGAACAGGUCAUUAGAGAGAGGAGAUGGAAAGAAGUAACUGCUGUUUUCAGUUUUCCCUCAACUGCUACAAAUGCAUCUUUUGUCCUGCGCAAAUACUACAUUUCCUUGCUUCAUCACUAUGAGCAGAUUUACUUCUUUGGAGCCCAAGGUUGGACCUCACCACCUGCUGUUCCCUUGCAGACUCCAUCUCCCACGUCAGUUCCACCUCAAAGGUCAGUUGAACAAGUGCUACCAUCAGCAGAAGCUCAUGCAAGUAUGACAGUCAAACGAAGGAAAAGUACUGCGGAGUUAAUGCCUGGUGCAAGUCCACCUCCACCAAUGGGUUGUCCUGUGGUUGGAGUCAUUGAUGGAAAAUUUGAACACGGUUAUCUUGUCAGUGUUAUGGUUGGUACACAGCAGCUAAAAGGUGUCCUGUAUCAUGCUAAUGAACUCUCAGUUGGCCAGGUGCCACAGUAUUCUGGUUUUCUUGUCAAUAAUAGUAGCAGGGAUGUUGCAGCUGUGGGCACACGCCGCCGUAGGCGUCGAAAGAAAUCAGAUAUGAGAAGGCGGGAUCCUGCCCACCCAAAACCGAACAGAAGUGGCUAUAAUUUCUUCUUUGCUGAGCAGCAUGCGAGGCUGAAACUACUUCAUCCUGGAAAGGAUAGAGAAAUCAGUAAAAUGAUUGGCGAAUUAUGGAACAAACUGACGGAGACUGAGAAAGCUGUUUAUCAGGAAAAAGGCUUUAAGGAUAAAGAGAGGUACAGAAGUGAAAUGGAAGUAUACAGGGAGAGACAGAGAACUGGAAUUAUCAGUGAUGCUGUUCCAAUCCAGCAGCGGUAUACAGUGCCUGAUGUAGCAAUGGUGGAAGCACAUCCAAACAUGGAUGCUGAGGGUGACUCCCUUCAAACAAUUGAAAGUGAAACUAAUUCCGGGCUAUCUGUUUCCGAGGAGGAGAAGACUGCGGGUAAGGAUUCAGAAGUUGAAAAAUCUCUGGUGGCAGGAAAUGGUUCUGAAUCUACCAAUGCAGCUCCAAGUGUCUCAACUGAGGGAGAUGAUUUUGAGUUGCGGAAGAGGGAUCUGAAGGUAGAUGAGAACAAGGUUCAGGGUACAUGAUCGGAGAACGUUUCAGGAUCAAUAAUAUAAGAAUCAGUUUCUUGUGAGGCUAUUGAUCAGAUGAGGAAGUUUUUUAUAUUCUUGGAAGCAUGUUGGCCCCAGUCAUUCAUCACUUUGUGAUGCAUGUGUAGAAUCAGGUUACUGUCCAACUUUGUUUUAGGAUGUCUUUGUAAAGUAGGUCUGUGGUUACAAGUGAUGUUUCUUGUUUUGUGGAAGUGCUUCCCCCCACUCCCCCACACCCCAAAACCAGAAUUUAGAUGGUAUUGUAGUUAAAAAGUGUGUAAUGCAUUCAGUAUAGUAAACUUAUUUUCUCUGGCAAUUUGUUCAGUACAUAGAGAAACAGCAUUAAAUGUUUCUGAUA